Messenger RNA from Bradysia coprophila, 2147 nucleotides. RefSeq names its product Pumilio and CPL domain-containing protein penguin (gene peng). The record is from RefSeq and is a predicted model, not a curated record. Gene Ontology annotation, biological process: regulation of translation. Gene Ontology annotation, molecular function: mRNA binding. Gene Ontology annotation, cellular component: nucleolus. Lineage: Eukaryota; Metazoa; Arthropoda; Insecta; Diptera; Sciaridae.
UGGGAUGGUGUGUCAAUCUUGACAUAUAUCAAACAUAACCCCAUAAGUUUUACUGUCAACAGUAAUCGAAAGAAAUAGAUUUUCGCAAUCUUAAUAUUAAUUAACCAGUUAUGGCUAUCAAAAAUAAACGAUCAUCCGAUGUGAAGCCGGAGUCACCAGCUGAAAAGAGAGUCAAAUUUGAUAAAAGCAAUUCCACGCAAGGACAAAAGAAACCUUUUACCAAACCCGGUGCAAAGAAAUUCGGGGCAUCUGGUACGUUUAAGAAGGGAAAUCCAAAAUUUCAAAAGGACAAAAAGUUCGGCAAUAAGCCUUCAAUCGAGUCCGCUGUUCCGGAAAAGAAAGACUGGAACCAAUUGAAAAAAGACAAAAAGGAGUUGAAAUUGAAGCGGAAACAGACGAAGGAUUUAUUCGAAUUGACCGUACAAGGAAAGAAAAUUUAUGAAAAAUUGAAAUGCAAAGAGACACCGGAUCGGAAUGUCUUGGCGAAAGAGUUGCACACCUUGUUGAAGGGAGAGCAGAAUUACCAGAAAUUAGUUUUGGCUCAUGACACAGCUCGAGUGGUACAAUGUCUGUUGAAAUUCGCUCCAGCUGAAAUCAAGCGUGAAAUCUCCGAGAAUUUGAUUCCAAUCAUUGUGCAAAUGUCCACCUCGAAAUAUGCCCAUUUCUGCGUUUCUCGUAUGGUAAAAUAUGGUACGCCCGACAUUAAGCAGAAAAUUAUCGAUGCAAUGUACGGAAAUGUCGUCAAAAUGAUCAACCAUCAACAUUCGUCGGCUAUUUUGGAUAACAUUUACAUUUCAUGGGCCAGCAGUCAACAGAAAGCCAAUCUGCGACAGGAAUUCUACGGUGACUUGUACAAGAAGUCCAAAGACAGCUCCGUGAAAUGCAUAGCUGACACCUACAAGGAAGCUCCUCACUUGAAAUUGGCAAUUUUGAAUUCCGUUAAAGCGACCCUGAAUCACGUUGUGAACAAGAAAUUGGUGGACAACAGUCUCGUUCACUCGGUGCUGGUGGACUAUCUAAAUGAAUGCAAUGACGAAGAUCGUACGGAAAUGAUAACUGCCUAUUCACCUUUCAUUCCAUCUCUUGCGAGCACGAAAGAUGGUGUCCGGUCAUCGAUGAUUUGCUUUUGGAAUUCAAUCGUUAAGGAUCGACGGGCCAUUGUGAAAAGUCUCAAGGAACAUUUAAUUAAGCUGUGCGUCCACGAACACGGACAUGUAUUGAUCCUGGCAAUAAUUAACUCGAUGGACGAUACAAAGGCACUGAAAAAGGCGGUAUUUGACAUUAUCUUCACCCAAAUUGAAUACAUUGCGUCCAAUGAAUGGGGAAAGAAGAUCAUCGAAUGGUUCGUGUCGCCUGCUGACACCACAUUGUUUCAUCCGAAAAUCACUGAAUUCUUAGAGGAAGGAUUAAAGUUCAGCAAAAAAGACAAGAUCGUUCGACGCACAGAGCUAUUCGAGGCUGUCGAACAACCGUUGUGCGAAGCAAUUGCAAAAAAUCCAACAUUUUGGUUGCGUGGCGGUCAUACUGCUCUAGCUACAGCGGCUAUUUUGAAAAAUAGUAAAGGCGAUGCAUUGAAAUUAGCUUUCGAUGGUUUGGCGGACGUAGUUUGCGACGUGGAAUGGAAAGUUGCUGAAAAGGAGUCGGAACAACAGGCAGAUGAUAAGGCAAAAGAGGAAAAGGAGGAGAAGGAUAAGAAAAAGAUAAACAAGAAGAAAGUGAUCAUUAAUCCUUUGGCCGAAGCGGCUCCAGCAGCUCAAGCAGAACCGACAACAUAUGGAGUUGAACACGCUGGUCUACACAUCGUCUUAAAGAAAAUCUUAAAAGGCGACAAAGAGAAGAAAGAGCAGAAUCAGGCAACAUUCAGUGCUGCAUUAGUCAAAAAAAUGACACCUGAAACGGUUCAAUUAUGGUUCACCCUGAAUCGAGCGUCGUUUUUGUUUCUGAAUGCAUUCGAAAAUGGAACAGAGGACACUUGCGCAUUGUUGAAAACGAGUGCGGCUGCACACAAGAAACUUUUGAAAAAACAGAAUCAUUCUGCGGCAAAAAUUAUUUUGAAAAAAUUGGAAUUGUAAAGUUGAGUAGAAAUCGAAGAUAAAUAUAAAAUAGCGCCGUCACUAUAGCUGGUCGUAUGGCAAUGGAAUUUUUAA